Molecule: messenger RNA, 3632 nt
Organism: Microtus oregoni (creeping vole)
Lineage: Eukaryota; Metazoa; Chordata; Mammalia; Rodentia; Cricetidae
Gene: Kcnab2
Product: potassium voltage-gated channel subfamily A regulatory beta subunit 2
Exons: 16
Coding region: 193-1296 (367 amino acids)
Biological process (GO): regulation of potassium ion transmembrane transport; regulation of action potential; potassium ion transport
Cellular component (GO): cytoplasm; juxtaparanode region of axon; membrane
Molecular function (GO): potassium channel regulator activity; voltage-gated potassium channel activity; transmembrane transporter binding
Source: RefSeq, a predicted model, not a curated record
CCGCGGGCGUCCCACGAGGUAAAGAUGCUGCGGGCGGAACCUGCGGGAGCGAGCGGGAUUCGGGGGCGCUCAAGUCGCAAGGGCAGGGCGGGAAGGAAGAUCCGGAGCGGGGCGCGGGAUCCGGAGCUGGAGGCCCCCAGAAUUUCCCCUCUGUGAAAAGGCAAGCUGGUCUGGAUAAGUGAGGCCGGCCCCAUGUAUCCGGAAUCAACCACGGGGUCCCCGGCUCGUCUCUCUCUGCGGCAGACAGGCUCCCCUGGGAUGAUCUACAGUACGCGAUAUGGGAGUCCCAAAAGGCAGCUCCAGUUUUACAGGAACCUGGGCAAAUCCGGCCUCCGGGUCUCCUGCCUGGGGCUUGGAACAUGGGUGACCUUCGGGGGCCAGAUCACCGAUGAGAUGGCAGAGCACCUCAUGACCCUGGCCUAUGACAAUGGCAUCAACCUGUUCGAUACCGCAGAGGUCUACGCUGCUGGCAAGGCUGAAGUGGUAUUAGGGAACAUCAUUAAGAAGAAGGGAUGGAGACGGUCCAGCCUCGUCAUCACCACUAAGAUCUUCUGGGGAGGAAAAGCGGAGACAGAGAGAGGCCUUUCGCGGAAGCACAUAAUUGAAGGACUGAAGGCUUCCCUGGAGCGACUACAGCUGGACUAUGUGGAUGUGGUUUUCGCCAAUCGCCCAGACCCCAACACGCCCAUGGAGGAGACCGUGCGGGCCAUGACCCACGUCAUCAACCAGGGGAUGGCCAUGUACUGGGGCACAUCACGCUGGAGUUCCAUGGAGAUCAUGGAGGCCUACUCGGUGGCCCGGCAGUUCAACCUGAUCCCGCCCAUCUGCGAGCAGGCAGAGUACCACAUGUUCCAGAGAGAGAAGGUGGAGGUCCAGUUGCCAGAGCUGUUCCACAAGAUUGGAGUGGGUGCCAUGACCUGGUCCCCUCUGGCCUGUGGUAUCGUCUCGGGAAAGUAUGACAGCGGUAUCCCGCCUUACUCCAGAGCCUCCCUGAAGGGCUACCAGUGGUUGAAGGACAAGAUCCUGAGUGAGGAGGGGCGGCGCCAGCAGGCCAAGCUGAAGGAACUGCAGGCCAUUGCCGAGCGUCUAGGCUGCACCCUCCCCCAGCUGGCCAUAGCCUGGUGCCUGAGGAACGAGGGCGUCAGCUCUGUGCUUCUGGGUGCUUCCAAUGCAGAGCAGCUUAUGGAGAACAUUGGCGCAAUACAGGUCCUUCCAAAAUUGUCGUCUUCCAUCGUCCACGAGAUCGAUAGCAUUCUGGGCAAUAAACCCUACAGCAAAAAGGACUAUAGAUCCUAAGUCAGCCCCACCACCUGCUCGGACAGUUUCCGGUUCCCUCGUCGUCUCUGUUCGCUCGCUUCUGCUGUUUCAAAGCCAAAUGCAGAGUGUGGUUCGUAUCCAAGGGGAAAACACUAUGCCCGGACGUCACCAGGAAACGACCUCCAAAGUCACCGCCAGAUGCCACCUGCCGCUUCUUCACUGGAUACUGUCUGACAGGUGCCAGGAGAUGGCAUCGAGUAGGGAGGACAUUCCAAGGCUCCCGCCCCAGCCUUCCACCUCUGCUUAUCCUUCAGGAAGGCCCUCCAUGGAGAUUCCAGACGUCUUGGCCGAAUGGAGUUCUAAUCCUCAGAGCAGGCAGGGCCGGCCUCUCUGCUAAGAACCCCUGCCUCCAGAGAGGGGCCCGCCACUUCCUAGCACCUCUCCAGCAGCCAGAUCCUGGUGGUUAGGGCAGGGCCCCCCUCUUUCCAUGGACACCGGGCACUUUGUUCAGGGCUGGCCAGGGGUCCCACUCUUCCCAGACCUUGACCUGACCCACAUGCCCAGUGGGCCUUGGCUAGGGUUGUACCCACCUACCUGAUCCUUGGCCCCCACCCUUACCCUUGCUGGCAGGGGCAAGGAUCCCAGCUGGCUUUCCCAGUGUCUUCCACCCUGCAUUCAGCUCCAGAUCCCCACGGCAGGGAAACCCAGCAGCAGGCUUGGAUGGAGCCCUCUGAUGUAUGCCCCUCUGUCCAGAACUGUAGACAGGUGUGGCAGCUGGCCAUGCUACAGGCAGGUCGCAGCAGACUGGGCCCAUGCUCACAAGACCAUGUUCCUCUCAGACCUCCCUCUGAUACCUCUGCUGUGCCGGGGCCGUGGGCUUGUGAUUUGAGCUUUCAGUGAGGGGGGCCUCCCUGGGGUUUCUGCUGCUGCAAACUGGGGGAGGAGGCAGAACUCCAGUAACCAUCCCCGGGUUGUAAGAAAAGAUCCCCAGGGACCACUCCCCAAAAAAGAUGGCCAGGAUUAUUCAUUCUCUGCUGCAUCCUGCCAUGCUGGCCCAGGACAGGCUGCGGAGAAGGAGAAAGGGCAGGGUGGGCAACCCCUUAGCAGUAGGAGCUAGGCAGAUGGUGGUACCAGGAAGCCUGCAGGUUUGAGCAGGGCAUGCUGCCUGGAGGCUCAGUCUCCAUGGUCCUAUGAUGCUUUGGGGACAGGGUCCUACCCAUGUGUGCUCCCUGACUCCCUAGAAGACCCAAGCCUCCUGCCCUGGACAGGCAGUGGCCAGUCCCCAGGUAUACACCUUGGAGACACAGCACCCGGCUUCUCUUCGGCAGCUGCUAUUGCAAGGCUCCUCUCUGUCGCUCUUUACCAUCUGUUGUCCAGCCAGAGCUGGGCAGAGGCUAGGGCAGGGUGGGGAGGAUGGAGGAACGAGACAGGCAGGAAGGAAGGCAGCAGGAUGAGCAGCUUCCUCUCUCUCACACACACAACCCCCCUGCACACCCCAGGCUCUCAGACCUUCACCACUGCUCACAGCCCCAAGCCCUGAGACCUCAGAAGCAGCCCUGUGGGUGUGGGGAUGGAGGCCAUAGGCUCUGGCACCUCCAUGCCUGAACUAGAGGACCCUGCUUCCUGGACAGGGCCCUGCAGUGGCCCAUCAGGAAGUAGCCAGCCCCGUCCACACAGCUGACCUCAACCCUGCUUGCUAUGUGGACCAGGCAUGCAGGGAUGCCCACAGUAGGAGCUGGUGCCGCCUGUGAGCCACACCUCAGAGCUAAGCCCCUGCUGGGUGUGUGCAAGAGACAGGAAGACAGGCUGCAGGGUGAGCCCUAGCUGCAGGCGGCCUCCUGGAUGACAUUUUAACAAAGUGUUUCUGGGAUAUUUUCUUCCUUAUAUUCUUUGGAGGAGUUGGGGAUCACCUGCCUCCAUGGAGGGAUUUGGGUAGGACGGUCUUGGGAGACCACAGAAGACACAUACGGGCAGCCUAUACAGGGGGAGCUGGCCUUGGGCCCUUGAAGGGUCUAAGGCCAGUUCCUUCCUCCAUGGCAACACAUGUCCCUUCCUCUGGCCCCAGGUGCCUGUUGGUCGGCACAGCCAGCCAGGCCUGAUACAGGAGGGGGCUGUUUGGGGGAUCUGGCACAUGGAGCCCUGCUAUUGCUAUCCCAGACCCAAGGUCCUGAGGCACCGCAGGACACCCGUGUGCCUGCUCUUGUCAAUCAUGUACAUAAUGUGCUUCCUCCCCCCAUUUUUUAACAAGCGUGGCUCCUUGCUAAUUGCACCCCACCAGGCCGACCGCAAGCGCCUCCAGCUUCCCAACAGACUCAGACCAAGGUGCAGCCCAUAUUUAUGGAAUGACAAAUAAAAUCCAAGCCCUUCGGUCUCCA